This is a messenger RNA of Ornithorhynchus anatinus (platypus), 2579 nucleotides long. It is a transcript of the gene CDHR4, whose product is annotated as cadherin related family member 4. NCBI's taxonomy places the organism in Eukaryota, Metazoa, Chordata, Mammalia, Monotremata, Ornithorhynchidae. The transcript has 18 exons. Gene Ontology annotation, cellular component: plasma membrane. Gene Ontology annotation, molecular function: calcium ion binding. The coding region runs from base 77 to 2302 and encodes 741 amino acids. Gene Ontology annotation, biological process: homophilic cell-cell adhesion. The record is from RefSeq and is a predicted model, not a curated record.
UUUGCCCUGGGCGACAACGAUCCCGGAGAGCAAGGGACCAGGCUCCACCAUCUUCUGGUUCUUCUUCAAUUGCAACAUGGUGACGCCCACGAGCCCGAACCUGGAACUCCUAAGCGUCCGACCGUUCAGCACCUUCUUCAACCAGCCCGGCCUCAUCAGAACCAUGGAUGGCUUCCUGGGGAAGGUGUCCCUGAGCAGUGCGGCGGCGCUCGAUGCCCGGCAGGCCAAUCAAUACAUCCUGAAGCUGAAGGUGAGCUGUGGGUCCGGCGAGGAGACGGAGCAGCCGCUCUCAGUCACGGUGCUCCGAGAUGACGGUCCCCCCGUCUGUACGGGGCUCUUCGACAGCCCAGCUGGAGCCCGGGUGCAGGUGCUGGAGACGGUGGCCCCCGAGUCCCAGCUGUACACAGUGCUCCUCCGCAGGGACCUUGGAUCCUCCCAGAGGGUGAGGAUUGUCAGCCCUCAGAGUCCCCCGUACUUCCCGGGCUCAUUCACCGUGGACUCGAGGGGCCAUGUGUUGGCCCCAAAUGAGAGCUUCGUUGGCCAUGCUGGCAAGACCUUCCGGCUGCAGAUCUCCGUGACGGACGGAAAAAACCGCAGUUGUCAGGGAACGCUGACCGUGGAGGUCCUGCCCGACCCCCACAAUCGGGUCUCCUUCUGGAACCAUCCCCAGGAUUUCAACAUCUCCGAGAGCGCGAGCCCCGGGAGCAGGGUCACCCAGCUACAAGCCAAUGGCAGUAACCUGCUCUAUGACAUCAUGGCCCCGGAACACUGUCCCCUCUACUCCAUCGGACCUGAGGACGGGACUAUCCGGACGACUUCUCCCCUGGACUUGGGACGGGACCCAGGGGCUGCUGUCACCUGGCUGCAGGUGAAAGCCUAUGAACGUGCGAGGCCCGGCAACAGCGCUCGGCUCUCCAUCAGCAUCACCGUCGUGCCCACCAACCGCUGGAGUCCCCGUUGCUCCCCCGCCCUGCUCGUGACCCAGGUCCCAGAGACCAAGCCCAACGGCAGCGUCCUGAUGACCCUGUCUUGCUCCGACCCGGACUCCGGCAACGCCAGCUUCAGUUACCGGCUGCAGCCCAAUGAGACCCAACCAUACAACUUCCGUCUGCAAAACUCAGUCCUUCGGAUGAACACGACCCUGGACUACGACUCAGCCUCACCUGACUUCCAGUACACGGCUACCAUCCUGGUGACUGACAACGGUCACCCUCCCUUGACCACCCAGGUGCCGGUGAUGGUGACGGUGACACCCGUCAACGAGCAUGCCCCGAGAUGCUCCCCGCCCUUCACUUUCCUGGUGAGGGAGGAUGCUCUGCCUGGCCACCAAGUGGGCACCAUCCACGGCUUUGACACCGACUACCCGUUCAACAACAUUGACUACCGCAUCUCUGGUUCAUCCAAGCUAUUCUACCUAGAUCAUCGCAAAGGGCAGAUCUAUCUCCUGGGACCCCUGGACUACGAAACCCGAAGAUCGUACACGCUCACCAUCUCCCUGACCGACUGGGGCCAGGACCAAGACCCUACAAAGCACCUGUCGGGUUCUUGCGCAGUCACCAUCGAGGUCCAGGAUGUGAAUGACAACCCUCCAGAGUGCACCCCCCCAUACCAAGAGCUCACCAUCUAUUCCAAGCUGCGGACCAGCACAGAAGUCGGCCGGAUCGCCUGCUGGGACAGAGACGCACCUGAGCGGCAGAGAUUCUCCUACACCAUCGUGGGAGGGAACAACAAGGGAGAUUUCCACCUGUCAGCGGGCGGCCAACUCCUCACCCUCUUCCACGACUCCUCCUCUUUUCAGCCCGAUUCCCGCACUCACCAGCUUCUGAUCCGGGUGGUCGACGAUGGCCCCACGUUCCCUCGCCUCAGCACUACGGUCACCGUCCUCGUCCACGUGUUCCCCCGGGUGACCGCCGUGACCGCCACAAGCACCGUCACCCCCACAACCCCGUCGGCAAUACCCUUGCUGGUGACUGGCAUCGAGUUGUACUGGGCCCCAGAGCCCUGGUUUGUGGCAGUGCUGACGGUCACUGGGGCCCUCCUGAUAAUAACCUUGGGCUGGCUCCUCUACGCAUCCCUGAGCAGGAUGGUCCUGAGCCCCUCAACAAUUCGGAAGCCCUCCUUGCCCCUCCUGCAUCCCAGUGCCAAAGAAAAUGAAAAGACCACAGAUGGGCUGCAAAGCAAUAAGGAAGAAGCGGCUGGCAGCAUCCCGGCCCUGCAGCUGUUUGAUGGCAGAGCCCAGGACCCUGUUACAGGCAGAGACUACCUCUUCGACAGCAACACGGGUGCCCGCCACUGGAUCUGACGGAAACCUAGUCCUUUGGUCUCUCUGAGCAGCUGAGAUUAAGGCCGUUCUAAUGAAACUGCAGCUGGAUUUAAUUUGAAACAGGUAACACCCAUAAAGGGGGUCCAGCCUGCCAACCAUCUCUCUACUAUCCCCAGUCCUUUCAUCCUAUUUCCCUUCAUUUCCACCCAGUACCUUCCUUCCUUUCUCCCUCCCCCAGCGUAGCCCGGGUCGGCAGUCUCCAGAUGCGUUUAACAGUAAAAAUGAUCAAACCAAAUAAAGGUGUUACUUAUAAUGA